UUUUUCUACUCCCGGCAGGUUGUUGGGCGAAAAAAAACGCCAAAAUUGACGAUCGAGAAACUUAACAGGUUUGAUCGACCAGCUGCAAGUAAAGGACAAUGUUAAACCCAUCGUCCAGCGAAGAGGAAUCGGACACUGAAACAGUGGAGGAUGAAACAACCGACACUUUAUCUGUGCCGAGUCAGACAGGUACCAUCCGCAAUAGUGCAUCGAGUAACGACAGUCUACAGGCGCAGACAAGAGGUCAGACCAUUGCCCGUCCGGCCAGUCCUAGUCCAUCUGUGAUCAGUGAAAAGGAACGAGAAGAAACAGAACGACUGGAGAAAGAAGAGGAAGAUAGAAAGAAACGCCUGCAAUUGUACGUAUUUGUCGCGAGAUGCAUUGCUUAUCCAUUCAACGCCAAACAGCCGACGGAUAUGGCAAGGAGGCAAACCAAAGUGACCAAACAGCAACUCGAAACCAUCAAGGAGAGAUUUCGGGCAUUUAUAAACGGGGAAACGCAAAUUGUCGCUGAUGAGGCGUUCUGUAACGCGGUGCAGAGUUACUUCGAGGUGUUUCUGAAGAGCGACAGGGUUGCUAUGAUGGUUCAGAGCGGGGGCUGCUCAUCCAAUGAUUUCAGGGAAGUCUUCAAAAAUAACAUUGAGAAGCGGGUCAGAAGCUUACCCGAGAUUGAUGGCCUGAGCAAAGAAACCGUGCUCAGUUCAUGGAUGUCAAAGUUCGAUUCCAUUUAUAGGGGGGAGGAAGAUCAACGCAGACAACCCCAAAGGUUGGCAGCCACUGCUGCCUCGGAGCUUAUUCUCAGCAAGGAACAAUUGUACGAGAUGUUCCAAAAUAUUCUCGGAGUUAAGAAGUUUGAACAUCAAUUGCUGUACAAUGCAUGUCAGCUGGACAAUGCUGACGAACAAGCAGCGCAGAUCAGAAGAGAAUUAGACGGAAGGCUUACACAGGCAGAAAUGAUAGCAAAGACACGACAUGGUCCGAAAUUUAUUGUGAAAGAAAUGGAAGGAAUGUACGUGGAAGAACUCAGGUCAGCGGUGAAUUUACUUAUGGCGAAUCUUGAAAGCCUGCCUGUCUCUAAAGGAAACACAGACUCAAAGUAUUCCAUACAAAAACUCAAGAGGGCACAGAACACUGCGGUAUCCAUGAUGGAAGUCACCGAGGACUCUGAACCGACACUUUCAAAAUCGGAUGUAGUUUUGUCAUUCACACUGGAGGUCGUUGUCAUGGAGGUACAAGGGUUAAAACUCUCAGCCAAUAGAAUAGUAUAUUGUACUAUGGAAGUUGAUGGAGGAGAGAAACUACAAACAGACCAAGCCGAAGCGAGUAAACCAUGCUGGGACACGCAGGGAGACUUUACCACAACACAUCCACUACCGGUGGUCAAGGUGAAGCUUUACACAGAAAGUACAGGCGUUCUCAGUAUAGACGAUACGUUGCUUGGAAAAGUAGUGAUCAGGCCGACACCAAAUAGUCCCAAAACGCCGGAAUGGUACAAAAUGCACACUACAAAACAUGUGACGGAAAAUAUUAAAAUUAAAAUUGCAAUACGAAUGGACAAGCCUCAGAAUAUGAAAUACUGUGGCUUUCUUCUCUCGAUGGGUAAAACUGUGUGGAAGAAAUGGAAGAAACGUUUCUUCGUCUUGGUGCAAGUAAGUCAGUACACGUUUGCCAUGUGUAGCUACCGAGAGAAGAAAGCCGAUCCACAUGAAAUGAUGCAAAUUGAUGGAUACACGGUGGAUUACACAGAUCCAGUCAUAGACCUCGAAGGAGGAAAACAUUUCUUCAAUGCAGUGCGGGAGGGUGAUAGUAUAGUAUUUGCAACAGAUGAGGAAGUCGAGAGGCAGUUGUGGGUACAGGCACUGUACAGAGCAACUGGUCAGUCACAUAAACCAGUGCCGCCGACUACACAGACUACCACGGCAACGAAAAGUAAUACCAUUAUAUCUAGGUUACAAGGAGAUGCUGACAGAGCGCGGAAGCACGGCAUGGAUGAGUUCAUCGCUGCCGAUCCAUGUAAAUUUGUCCACUCUAGUAUCUUUGAACUCUUACAGAAAUUGACCUUAGAUCACAGGUUGAAUGACUCGUACUCAUGUCUGGGAUGGUUUAGUCCAGGUCAGGUAUUCGUCCUUGAUGAGUACUGUGCUCGCUAUGGGGUGCGCGGCUGUCAUCGGCAUCUCUGCUACCUGGGUGAUCUCCUGGACCGUGCGGAGUCGGGCACCAUGAUUGAUCCUACACUUAUACACUAUAGCUUUGCCUUCUGUGCCUCCCAUAUCCAUGGAAACAGGCCGGAUGGCAUUGGAACUGUGUCGCAGGAAGAGAGAGAGAGAUUUGAAGAGAUUAAAGACAGAUUACGUUGUCUGCUAGAAUACCAAAUCACAAAUUUCAGGUAUUGCUUCCCGUUUGGCAGACCAGAGGGCGCCCUCAAGGCAACAUUAUCACUUUUAGAAAGGGUUUUGAUGAAGGACAUUGUCACCCCAGCACCUCAUGAUGAAGUGUUUAAUACCAUUCGAAAGUGCCUCCAGAAUGCAUCCCUGGUCAACUACGAAAGAGUCUCGUCGUACUCGAAGAUUGAAGGUGAGAAGUGAACUUUAACAGCAAAAUACAUGACGCCUCAGAGAAAGCUGGAAGAACUUAUGCACCUAGCUGAACUCUGCAUUGAUGUACUGCAACAGAAUGAGGAGCAUCAUGCCGAGGCAUUUGCAUGGUUUAGUGAUUUAUUGGUGGAGCAUUCCGAGAUUUUCUGGUCCUUGUUUGCCGUUGACAUGGACGCAGUGCUGGAGAUGCAACCUCCGGAUACGUGGGAUAGCUUCCCGCUUUUCCAGUUGCUUAAUGAUUAUCUUCGAAAUGACACGAGUCUGAAUAGUGGUCGUUUUCACAACCAUCUACGAGAGGUGUUUGCACCGCAUGUUAUUCGAUACGUUGAUUUGAUGGAGUCAUCUGUUGCACAGUCGAUUCACCGAGGCUUUGAGAAGGAGAAAUGGGAGCCGAAAGGCAAUGGCACCGCAACCUCUGAGGAUCUUUUCUGGAAGUUAGAUGCACUGCAGACUUUUAUCCGAGAUCUCCACUGGCCGGAAGAAGUGUUCGCUAAGCAUCUAGACCAUCGGUUGAAGUUAAUGGCAGCUGACAUGAUUGAGUCGUGUAUUUGUAGGACAUUGAAGUCCUUUGAGAUUUAUUUAAAGAAAGGCCGUGCCACAGUGGACUACAGAGUGCCUGGUGAAAUAUGUGUUAUGGUUAAUAUAAUAAGUGAUGCCAAGACACAGUCGAUGAAGCUAUGUCCUCCGUCUGUGGACCAGGAAGGGCAUCAGUACCAUACCAAAAUUGAUGAGGUCAUCAAAACGGCACAUACCAGUGUCAUCAGAAAGCUGGUUGGAAAGCUUGUGUCUAUUCUACAUUCGAUAUUUAAUAAGUUGUCGCGAUAUGAUGAAGGCACUUUCACUGCAUCUUUCCUCUCGUUCACAAGCCCAAGUAUGGAGACAGCAGAUAGCUUCAUUGUCUUUCAGCGUAACAACUUGGAUGAGAUUCGGGAGAGAAUCCACGAUGAACAGUUCGUUUCUUCACUCUAUGAUGAGUGGUACACACAGAAUAUGAAUUUAUUGUGUGAUUGGUUAUCUGACAGACUUGACCUUCAACUUCAUAUUCAUCAACUGAACACAAUAUUGAAGCUAUUCAGGAAAAUGUAUUCUGAUUUUGAGCUGCAUGGAAUCACCGAACAAAUACUGAACAGCAAAACCUACCAAACCAUCAAGAACCGGCUACAGGUGGAAGAAGCCACGGCGUCGGUGACUCACAACUUGGACAGUUCCCAUAUUGACGAUGAUGAUUUCUGAAGUCUUGGCGACUAUAUUGUUUUGUGCAGUUGACGUACACAUAUUGGAUGCAAUCUACUAAACACUUAGCAAACGAUUAAUCUUUUUUUAGAUAGUGCAUGUAUUACAUUUCUUUCUAUAUGCAUGUAUUUUAAAGUUAAAAUAGGGCAUGUUUUUUGGGGGGGCUUUUAGCUUGAUAUUAAUUGAUUUCAUGAUUUUAGAUUUAGAGUACGUUGCAUUGUUCUGACCUUUGACC
Messenger RNA from Saccoglossus kowalevskii, 4062 nucleotides. RefSeq names its product calcium-dependent secretion activator 1-like. Gene Ontology annotation, biological process: synaptic vesicle exocytosis; dense core granule exocytosis. Lineage: Eukaryota; Metazoa; Hemichordata; Enteropneusta; Harrimaniidae. The record is from RefSeq and is a predicted model, not a curated record.